GCGGGCCGCGGCGGCCGGGCGGGAUUAAGUUUCUCGGUCACGCGUGAGUGUCCGUGCGCGUUUACCCCGGGGCCCGGGAGGGGCCCCUAGCCAGGCCGUUACUUGAGAGCAGAAGAGAGGAGCGUGGGCCAGGCUUGGCAUCCCGCGUCCCGGCGCGCCAGCCCUCCACCCCUCGCACGACCCUGCCCCGGGCGGCCGCAGCGAGACGGAGUUCUGCUUCAAUUUCUAUUUUAAAUCACGGUAGAGAAGAACAUUGAAUUUUGAAAAAAAAUGUUGGAAACCAUUGACAAAAAUCGGGCCCUGCAGGCAGCAGAGCGAUUGCAAACCAAGCUGCGAGAACGUGGGGAUAUAGCAAAUGAAGACAAACUGAGCCUUCUGAAGUCAGUCCUGCAGAGCCCUCUCUUUAGUCAGAUUCUGAACCUUCAGACUUCUGUACAGCAGCUGAAAGACCAGGUAAACAGUGCAACUUCAGGAACUUCAAAUAUUGAAUAUGCCCACGUUCCUCAUCUCAGCCCAGCUGUAAUCCCUACUCUGCAAAAUGAAUCAUUUAUAUUGUCAUCCAAUAAUGGGAAUCUGGAAGCACUUACAGGGUCUGGCACUCCACAUAUCAAUGGGAAACCUGCUUAUGAUGAAUUUGAUCAGCUGAUCAAAAAUAUGGCCCAGGGUCGCCAUGUAGAGAUUUUUGAGCUCCUCAAACCUCCAUGUGGAGGCCUUGGGUUUAGUGUCGUGGGAUUAAGGAGUGAAAACAGGGGAGAGCUCGGAAUAUUUGUACAAGAGAUACAAGAGGGCAGUGUGGCUCAUAGAGAUGGAAGAUUAAAGGAAACUGAUCAGAUCCUUGCUAUCAAUGGACAGGCACUUGAUCAGACAAUUACACAUCAACAGGCUAUCAGCAUUCUGCAGAAAGCCAAAGACACCGUCCAGCUAGUUAUUGCCAGAGGCUCGUUGCCUCAGUUGAUCAGCCCCAUAGUUUCCCGUUCUCCGUCGGCAGCCAGCACAAUUUCAGCUCACUCUAAUCCCGUUCACUGGCAGCAUGUGGAAACUAUUGAAUUGGUCAAUGAUGGAUCUGGUCUGGGAUUUGGCAUCAUAGGAGGAAAAGCAACUGGUGUUAUAGUGAAAACCAUUCUUCCUGGAGGAGUAGCUGAUCAGCAUGGGCGAUUAUGCAGUGGAGACCACAUUCUAAAGAUCGGUGACACAGAUCUAGCAGGAAUGAGCAGUGAGCAAGUAGCACAGGUCCUUAGGCAAUGUGGAAAUAGAGUUAAAUUGAUGAUUGCAAGAGGCGCCGUAGAAGAACAUACAGCACCCAACUCUUUGGGCUUUACCCUCUCCUCGUCCCCAUCUUCCACACCAGAGAUGCGGGUUGAUGCUUCUACUCAGAAAAGUGAAGAAAGUGAGACAUUUGAUGUAGAACUCACUAAAAAUGUCCAAGGAUUAGGAAUUACCAUUGCUGGUUAUAUUGGAGAUAAAAAAUUAGAACCUUCAGGAAUCUUUGUAAAGAGCAUUACAAAAAGCAGUGCUGUUGAACAUGAUGGAAGAAUUCAAAUUGGAGAUCAAAUUAUAGCAGUAGAUGGCACAAACCUUCAGGGCUUUACUAAUCAACAAGCAGUAGAAGUUUUGCGACACACAGGACAAACAGUGCGCCUGACACUAAUGAGGAGAGGCGCGAAGAAGGAGGCGGAGCUCACGUUUAAGGAGGACAUCACAAAAGACUCAGAUUUAUCUCUCGUUAAUGCCAUAACAGACAAAGAAAAUUAUGAAAAAGAGGAAGAUACUUUAUCUUUGCGGAGAAACACCAAUAUAUUACCAAUUGAAGAAGGGUAUCCACUGCUGUCAGCCGGAAUAGAAGACAUAGAAGAUGCCAAACAACAAGAAUCUGCCCUGCUGACAAAGUGGCAAAGGGUUAUGGGCAUUAACUAUGAAAUAGUGGUGGCCCAUGUGAACAAAUUUAGUGAGAACAGUGGGUUGGGGAUAAGUCUGGAAGCAACAGUGGGACAUCAUUUUAUCCGUUCUGUUCUACCAGAAGGUCCUGUUGGACACAGUGGGAAGCUUUUCAGCGGAGACGAGCUAUUGGAAGUAAAUAGCAUAACUUUGCUUGGGGAAAAUCACCAAGAUGUGGUGAAUAUCUUGAAAGAACUGCCUAUAGAAGUGACGAUGGUGUGUUGUCGUCGCACUGUGCCACCCACCACCCAGUCAGAAUUGGAGAGCCUGGACUUAUGUGAUAUUGAGCUAACAGAAAAGCCUCAUGUAGAUCUAGGUGAAUUCAUCGGGUCCUCAGAGACAGAGGAUCCAGUGCUGGCAAUGACUUAUGUGGGUCAGAAUACCGAGGAGAUUCAAGAACCUUUGGCCAUGUGGGAGGCUGGCAUUCAGUACAUAGAGCUGGAGAAGGGAAGCAAAGGACUUGGUUUUAGCAUUUUAGAUUAUCAGGAUCCAGUUGAUCCAGCAAGCACUGUGAUUGUAAUUCGUUCUUUGGUGCCUGGAGGUGUUGCUGAAAAGGAUGGAAGACUUCUUCCUGGAGAUAGGCUCAUGUUUGUCAAUGACAUUAACUUGGAAAACAGCAGUCUCGAGGAAGCUGUAGAAGCCCUGAAGGGAGCACCAUCAGGAACUGUGAGGAUAGGCGUUGCUAAGCCUUUGCCUCUUUCACCAGAAGAAGGUUAUGUUUCUGCUAAGGAGGAUUCCUUUCUGUACCCACCACACUCACGGGAGGAUGAAGAGUUGGCUGACAAAGCCCUCUUUAGGGCUGACUUGGCUCUGGUGGACACAAACGAUUCUGAGAUAGUAGAUGAAUCCACUUUUGAAUCUCAAUUUUCUCCUGAUAAUGACAGUAUCUACUCUACUCAAGCAUCUAUUUUAUCUCUUCAUGGUAGUGCUUGUAGUGAUGGCCUGAACUAUGGUCAGUCCCUUCCAUCCCCUCCUCCUAAGAUGCACCUGUUAUCCUUGCUGAUGAUGCUGGGCAAUCUCCUUGAAUUGGUUUGCAAGCAGGAUGUCAUUGAAAAUUCUUCUGAUCCAGUACGUGAUCUGCAUAUGUCUUUGGAAGAGCUGUACAGCCAGAAUCUCCUGCAAAGACAAGAUGAGAAUCUUCCUUCAGUAGACUUGGGCAUGAGGCCUGCUUCUGGCUUUACCAUAAAUGAUUACACACCUGCAGAUGCUCUCGAGCAACAAUAUGGAUGUGAAAACACAAUAACAUGGACUGACUCUCAGCUACCAAGUGAAGUCAGAUCAAGUACAGAACUUACCUCUCCUGUGCGACCUGACUCAACUGGAAAGGGCUCUGAGUACUUAAUUGAACAGAGUUCCCUGGCUGCUAAUGCUGAGUGUGUCAUGCUCCAAAAUGUAUCCAAAGAAUCUUUUGAGAGGACUAUUAUUAUAGCAAAAGGCAAUUCUAGCCUCGGGAUGACAGUUAGUGCUAAUAAAGAUAGCUUGGGGAUGAUUGUGCGAAGCAUUAUUCAUGGUGGUGCCAUUAGUCGAGAUGGCCGGAUUGCCGUUGGGGACUGCAUUUUGUCCAUUAAUGAAGAAUCUACCAUCAGUUUAACCAAUGCCCAGGCACGAGCUAUGUUGAGAAGACAUUCCCUCAUUGGGCCUGACAUAAAAAUUACUUAUGUGCCUGCAGAACAUUUAGAAGAGUUCAAAAUAAGCCUGGAACAACAGUCUGGAGGAAUAAUGGCACUGAACAUUUUUUCUUCAUACACUGGCAGAGACAUUCCAGAACUACCAGAGCGAGAAGAAGGAGAGGGAGAAGAAAGUGAACUUCAAAACGCAGCAUACAGCAACUGGAAUCAGCCCCGGCGGGUUGAACUUUGGAGAGAACCAAGCAAAUCCUUGGGCAUCAGCAUUGUUGGUGGACGCGGGAUGGGGAGUCGUCUAAGCAACGGUGAAGUGAUGAGGGGCAUUUUUAUCAAACAUGUUCUUGAAGAUAGUCCAGCUGGCAAGAAUGGAACCUUGAAACCUGGCGAUAGAAUAGUAGAGGUGGAUGGAAUGAACCUCAGAGAUGCAAGCCAUGAGCAAGCUGUGGAAGCCAUUCGGAAUGCAGGAAACCCUGUAGUCUUUAUGGUACAGAGCAUUAUAAACAGACCAAGGAAAUCCCCUUUGCCUUCCUUGCCGCACAACCUUUACCCUAAGUACAACUUCAGCAGCACUAACCCAUUUGCUGACUCUCUACAGUUCAACGCUGACAAGGCGCCCAGUCAGUCAGAGUCGGAGCCAGAGAAGGCUCCAUUGUGCAGUGUGCCCCCACCCCCUGCUUCAGCAUUUUCAGAAAUGGGCAGUGACCAGGCAUGGUCAUCUUCCAGCAGUAUCUCAGAAGAGGUGGAGAAAGAGGACGAGUUCGGUUACAGCUGGAAAAAUAUCAGAGAACGUUAUGGAACCCUAACAGGUGAGCUACAUAUGAUUGAACUGGAGAAAGGCCGUAGUGGUUUGGGUCUAAGUCUCGCUGGGAACAAAGACCGAUCCAGGAUGAGUGUCUUUAUCGUGGGAAUUGAUCCAAAUGGAGCGGCAGGAAAGGAUGGUCGGUUGCAAAUUGCAGAUGAGCUUCUAGAGAUCAAUGGUCAAAUUUUAUAUGGAAGAAGUCAUCAGAAUGCUUCAUCGAUCAUUAAAUGUGCCCCUUCUAGAGUAAAAAUAAUUUUUAUCAGAAAUAAAGAUGCAGUAAGUCAAAUGGCUGUAUGUCCUGGAAAUGCAGUAGAACCUUUGCCUUCUACCUCAGUGAAUCUUCCGAAUAAGGAGAUGGAACCAAGUUUUACUACUUCUGGUGCCGCUGUGGACCUCAGUUCAUUUAAAAAUGUACAACACCUAGAGCUUCCCAAGGAUCAAGGGGGUUUGGGCAUUGCUCUCAGUGAAGAAGACACGCUCAGGGGAGUCGUCAUACAGAGUCUGACAGAGCAGGGCAUAGCAGCCAAGGAUGGACGCCUCAAAGUUGGAGAUCAGAUCUUGGCUGUAGAUGAUGAAAUUGUUGUUGGAUAUCCUGUUGAAAAGUUUAUUAGCCUAUUGAAGACAGCAAAGACGACAGUAAAACUUACCAUUCAUGCUGAGAAUGCAGAUUCCCAUGCUGUUGCUUCAAUAGCUGGUGUAGCCAAUGGAGAAAAAAAGAACAGCUCCCAGUCUCCAGUGGUCCCACAGUCUGCCUCCCCGGAACCGGAGACCAUCCGAAGUACAAGUAGAUCGUCCACACCAGCAGUCUUUGCUUCUGAUCCUGCAACCUGCCCCAUUAUCCCUGGCUGCGAGACAACCAUCGAGAUUUCCAAAGGGCGGACAGGGCUAGGCCUGAGCAUCGUGGGGGGGUCAGACACGCUGCUGGGUGCCAUUAUUAUCCAUGAAGUUUAUGAAGAAGGAGCAGCAUGUAAAGAUGGAAGACUGUGGGCUGGAGAUCAGAUUUUGGAGGUGAAUGGAAUUGACUUGAGAAAGGCCACACAUGAUGAAGCAAUCAAUGUCCUGAGACAGACACCGCAGAGAGUGCGUCUGACACUGUACAGAGACGAGGCCCCGUAUAAAGAGGAGGAAAUGUGUGACACCCUCACUGUGGAGCUGCAGAAGAAGCCAGGAAAAGGCCUGGGAUUAAGCAUUGUUGGUAAAAGAAAUGAUACUGGAGUAUUUGUGUCGGACAUUGUCAAAGGAGGAAUUGCAGAUGCCGAUGGAAGACUGAUGCAGGGAGACCAGAUUUUAAUGGUAAAUGGAGAAGAUGUCCGUAAAGCCACCCAGGAAGCGGUUGCUGCUUUGCUAAAGUGUUCCCUAGGCACAGUGACCUUGGAAAUCGGAAGAAUCAAAGCUGGUCCAUUCCAUUCAGAGAGAAGGCCUUCUCAGAGCAGCCAGGUGAGUGAAGGCAGCCUAUCAUCUUUCACUUUUCCACUUUCUGGAUCCAGUACAUCUGAGUCACUGGAAAGUAGCUCAAAGAAAAAUGCACUGGCAUCUGAAAUACAAGGAUUAAGAACAGUUGAAAUAAAAAAGGGGUCUACUGACUCACUGGGAAUCAGCAUUGCUGGAGGAGUGGGCAGCCCACUUGGUGACGUUCCAAUAUUUAUUGCGAUGAUGCACCCAAAUGGAGUUGCAGCUCAGACCCAAAAACUCCGGGUUGGAGACAGGAUUGUCACUAUCUGUGGCACAUCCACUGAGGGCAUGACCCACACUCAGGCAGUUAACCUGCUGAAAAAUGCGUCUGGCUCCAUUGAAAUGCAGGUGGUUGCUGGAGGAGAUGUGAGUGUGGUCACAGGCCAUCAGCAGGAGUCUGCCAGUUCCAGCCUUUCCUUCACUGGGCUGACGUCAAGCGGUAUAUUUCAAGAUGACUUAGGACCUCCUCAAUGUAAGUCCAUUACGCUAGACCGAGGACCAGAUGGCUUAGGCUUCAGUAUAGUAGGGGGAUAUGGCAGCCCUCAUGGAGACUUACCCAUUUAUAUUAAAACAGUGUUUGCAAAGGGAGCAGCGUCUGAAGACGGGCGUCUGAAAAGGGGCGAUCAGAUCAUUGCUGUCAAUGGGCAGAGUCUAGAAGGGGUAACCCAUGAAGAAGCUGUUGCCAUCCUUAAGCGGACAAAAGGCACUGUCACUCUGAUGGUUCUCUCCUGAAUCAGCUUCCAAAACUGGGCCAGCGUAACACUUCUCACUUGCUGUUCUAAAGAGCAUGGACUUAGACUUGAGGAUGACUGUUUUCUGAGCUGUGUUCAUUGGGAAUCUUCAAAACUAUAGGAUAAAAAUAACAUUUAAGUUUCUUUUUCUCACGUGGAAAUGGUUUUCUUACUGACAACUUAACGUUGUUUUUCCUUUCCCCUUGCAUUUUGUGAACUCAAACAAAGAGAACAGAUAUUUGCAUAGGUAAAUCUGUUUUUUCUUUGUGACAGUAUCUAAUGUUUUGUAGUCAUGUGGGCAAACAUUAUUAUGUGCUAUGUUGGUUAGUAGAAAAAAAAUAAUUCUAAAGCUAAUCAAAGACAAACUUCUUCAGUAAAUUAGCACGUAUAAUGAAAAUAUAAGAUAAAGAAGAAAAUCUCAGAGUUUUAUAAAAAUGCCUCAAUUUGGCAGUCUAAUUCCUCUCCCCACACCAAACUAAAAAAGAAAAAAAAAGAAUUUCUUUUUCUAUUAAAAAUCUUAGAGAAUACUCUUAGUAUUUAAAAAUUUUGGACAGAGUAUUGUUAAAAUUUGCACCUCCCCGUCUCUAAUAUGCACAUGUAUCUUUCCUGCUAAAAUUGGUUUCUGUGACUGUGUAAAUAGGAACUGUAAGAAGCCAGGCCCCUAAAUUUUGUAAAGAAAUCAUAAUUCUUGAAAAUCUCAAUGUUCUUUUUUCAGUUUUUGACUUGUUAUAAAAUAUUUCCAUGUUGCUGUAAGAGAAAUGGUGAUGCUACCCCAUGUUGAUUGUGGUGUUUCUGGAAAGCAUCUGUGCUAAUCAUGGAGGAACAUACAGGGUCCCAGCAUCUUUUAGUGCUGGUUUUAACAACUGAUGCAACACUAAGUAUGUGUGAGUGUGCUGUGCAGUUGGUUUUCAAUUACUAUUAAUCUUACUGACAGAAAAAGCAAUGUGGUAGUGAUUAUUUUGGUUGUAUGCCACUAGUAAAUUGAUAGAAAAAUUAAGGGGAUUAACAUAACUUCAUUUCAUUGCCUUAUAUUAACAUCUUAUAAUACAAUAGCUUAAGACUAAGGGAAACAGAUGGAGCUGUUUAUUGAGACAACUGGUGAGGAAUUAUCAUGUGUUCAUUCCCAUUUUAGAGCAUGAAACUCCUACAUUAGAAUAUAUAAAGUCACUUUAAAUAUUACUAUAUUUGUAACAGAAGUAGUGUACAGAUAUUUUAUUACAGCAUUUUUGUGUAAAUGCAGAAUUAAAGUGAAUAAAUAAGAAGUUUCAGUGGUACACAAA
Molecule: messenger RNA, 7822 nt
Organism: Nycticebus coucang (slow loris)
Lineage: Eukaryota; Metazoa; Chordata; Mammalia; Primates; Lorisidae
Gene: MPDZ
Product: multiple PDZ domain crumbs cell polarity complex component
Exons: 48
Coding region: 271-6543 (2090 amino acids)
Molecular function (GO): protein binding
Source: RefSeq, a predicted model, not a curated record